This is a messenger RNA of Chaetomium strumarium, 896 nucleotides long. RefSeq names its product acyl-CoA N-acyltransferase. The transcript has 2 exons. Bases 297 to 869 code for a protein of 190 amino acids. Gene Ontology annotation, molecular function: protein-N-terminal amino-acid acetyltransferase activity. The record is from RefSeq and is a predicted model, not a curated record. Gene Ontology annotation, biological process: N-terminal peptidyl-methionine acetylation. Gene Ontology annotation, cellular component: NatB complex. NCBI's taxonomy places the organism in Eukaryota, Fungi, Ascomycota, Sordariomycetes, Sordariales, Chaetomiaceae.
GCUUGAUGGAACUUCGUUCAUGAUGACGGCGAUGAGCAUCUGCUUUAAGUUGUCUCAAUGUCUACUGGGUCUGACUUCCCUACGGAUAGAGCCUUCAGGUUUCCUGACGGGAAGUGAGGACAAAUGGUGGGAGCAUCCAUGAGGCGGGGCAGCGGCAGGGUUGAAGCAGGGGACCAGUUCCCCUCCGAACUUUAACUUGGACCCAUCCAUCUCAACUUCAACAACCCCUCCUGGAAACCUGCCGUGAAGCGACUUGGGCCGACAACUCCCACCAGCACAGCCCGCCUGCUCGUGCCAUGGCCAACUUCCGCAGGUUUCGGCCUGGCGAUCUGAACAAACUCUCAAAAUGCAAUCUCGAUCCUUUCACCGAGACAUAUGAGCUUGGGUUCUACCUUCAGUACUAUGCGACAUGGCCGUCACUCUUCCAGGUCGCCGAGGACCAGCACGGCAACAUCAUAGGCUACAUCAUGGGUAAGCUCGAGUCGUCGCCCGACGUGUACCGUUUCUCGGAGCACUACUUGCCCUGGCACGCCCACAUCACGGCCGUCACCGUGGCCCCGGAAGCCCGCCGGCUAGGUAUCGGCAAGCUGCUCACGGAGCAGCUCGAGAUGGCGGCCGACGCCAACAACGCCUGGUUCGUCGACCUGUUCGUGCGCGUCAGCAAUCAUAAGGCCAUUGCCUUCUACAAGAGCAUGGGGUACAGCGUCUUUAGGGUGGUCAAGGAUUACUAUGGCGAGCAUUCGAGUGAUCCUACCCUCUCGAGCGAGGACGCCUACGACAUGCGAAAGCCCAUGAAGAGGGAUGUCAAGAAGGAGCAUAUCAGGGAGGAUGGCGAGAAGCACGAGGUCACUCCCGCCGAUGUGUGGUGAAACGGCCCUGCGAAAAUGCCCGCACGG